Aegilops tauschii subsp. strangulata is the source of this 477-nucleotide messenger RNA. Its product is annotated as dehydration-responsive element-binding protein 2A-like. NCBI's taxonomy places the organism in Eukaryota, Viridiplantae, Streptophyta, Magnoliopsida, Poales, Poaceae. The record is from RefSeq and is a predicted model, not a curated record. Gene Ontology annotation, biological process: regulation of DNA-templated transcription. Gene Ontology annotation, molecular function: DNA binding; DNA-binding transcription factor activity.
AUGCCACUGCACGCCCGGAGCAGCUCUAGCUAUCGCGGCGUCCGCGCCCGCCCCUCCGGCAUGUAUUAUGCGGAGAUCCACUCCUGUGAUACGCGUCUCAGUCUUGGGACGUUCGAGACCGCCAAUAAGGCCGGCCGCGCAUACGGCACGGCGGCGUGGCGCCUCUCGAGGCCACGUUCACGGAUGAACUUCUCGGAUGCGCGGACGUUCCAGCAUGCGCAUGACCUCGCGCCUCCGCCGCAGCUGAUCACCGACGAGGACCGCCGCAUCCAGCGUAGGUGGGAGCGCCGACUCCUCCUCGCCGAGGCGGACGAGCACGCCAUGGCAGAGUGGCGCCGGCGCUUCCGGGAGGAUGUCACCGCCGAAAAUGACUUCUGGGCGCAGAAGAGCCAGAUCCCGCUCACGCUCCUCAUCGUCCUCCUCGACCUGCUCCUCCCGCCGGCGCUCCUCUCCAACUUCCUCUCCGUCGGUGUCUGA